UACACUCACGAUACAUGGGCGUUAGAGAAGGAGAAAGGAAGAAAGAGAUAAUGGACAAGGAGGAAGCCUCUACAGCUAAUCCGAAUUCUAGUCGAAGGGUUCCGAGAGUUGCUAAUAGACUGCGAACGCGGUUAGGUAUGGCUCGACGAAACGUUGGGGAACGGAAAGCCGAAGCCUUAGCUCUAGGCAUGUCAUUCGCGGCUUUUGCCACUCUGGUUGUUGAGAAAAAGAAUGCUGCCGAUGAGAAUACAAAUGUGGCUGAUCUUGCAUUGAUUUAUGCUUCUGCUGUCAAAGAAUCUUUAGCCAAUGUAUACGGUACUAGGAUUGGUUCAUUUGGAGAGAGAUCAUUUAACAGUACCCUAAGGAUCCUUAAAGUGACCAAUGAUUCUGUCGAGAAAUUCAAGCUAGAGAUGGGCGUUUCUGAAGCUGCACUCAGAACCGAGAGAUUGGACGCCGACGACCAAACAUAUGAAACCGAACUGGAAGCCGAGAUGAGCACUGUUAUCAUGAAUUGGCUCGUCUCAAGUGUCAUCAACGCUCUGGCGUGGAUGUUAUAUGUUUCAAGUGCCUUCACACGAACAUGCAUGAAAGAAAACAUGUUGAUGUGCCGGCAUCCAUUUUGGUUGCAGAUCUAUUUCGCUAUCUUAAUGAUCCUCGUAGUCACCUACUUGAUAAUCCAUCGUUCACCAGGUACAAAACAUAGCACGCGAGCACCUUAUAGCCUUCUUUUACUCGGAGGUAUUUUUUACGGUUUAUUGGAUAUGUACUUGGGGGACGCAUUGGACAGUAUUGGCAAACUGUGGCUGUUUCUUUGGGCAACGCUUUGCCUUCUUCGAUACGUUGCAGAUACCAUCACUUUGGCUAUGUUUGGUCUAGUGUACGGUCCACGAUAUGUGACUCAAGAGACCAAAACACGCACUAUGGUUCCGUAUUGGGAACGGGCAAGUUCAUUACUUGUAGCGAUUCUGUUGGUUAUUCCUCUGAUUAACGGUUUCUUGCCAUUUGCAACGCUUGGUGAAUUGGGAGAUCAGUUUGGUGAAUGGUGGACAUCACACUUCUCAAUCCUCACGUCUGCAGUUAAUCUUUGAUUAUUUAUUUAUUUCUUUUACCAUUUGCA
Brassica oleracea var. oleracea is the source of this 1117-nucleotide messenger RNA. Its product is annotated as protein CPR-5-like. Gene Ontology annotation, biological process: defense response; leaf senescence; trichome morphogenesis. The record is from RefSeq and is a predicted model, not a curated record. The transcript has 4 exons. The coding region runs from base 15 to 1088 and encodes 357 amino acids. NCBI's taxonomy places the organism in Eukaryota, Viridiplantae, Streptophyta, Magnoliopsida, Brassicales, Brassicaceae.